ACAUACUUCUCAGAAUUAGCAAAUAGCAAUAUUUAUUUAAUGCUUUGUUCCCUUUUAUUUUUGUGUAUGAAUGUGCCCACUCAUCAUCGUAUAUAUUAGUUGUCCACAUGUGAUUCUUGAUUUCUCAAGCACUCAGAUUUUGAGCGCAGGUUCUUGUAGCAUGGCUUCUAGGUUUUUUGUUCUCUUGCAGAGAAGAAUGUUGGUAGCUGACUGGAACCAUGCCAGCUGAAUUCUUGCUCUCCGAGCUACUUUCUCUCUCUUGGAUGCUGGAAUUUUUUCUGAUUCAGUGGUUUCAAUUAUUGCAAGGGCUUUAGGGAAGGAAUUUGUUUCGUUCUGCUAAUUAAGGGGGUUUUAGGGUUUGUGUGUGUGUGAGUGAGUGAGAGAGAGGGAGAGGGGGGCGACGUAGACGAGGCUAUUUGAUGGUAGCUCAGAGAAUGGGGUCUCAAGGGGGUGAUGGCAAGAGCAUUAUUGGGACCUUACUCCGAAACCCGGACCUAAAAUCGAACCAAUUGGCUAGGCAGGGCUCUUUGUACAGCCUCACUCUUGAUGAGGUGCAGACUCAUUUGGGGGAUUUGGGGAAGCCCCUUGGCAGCAUGAAUCUUGAUGAGCUUCUCAAGAAUGUGUUGACAGUGGAAGGCGUUGAGUAUGGGCAAUCUGGGCCUUGCCAGCCUCCAUCAGGGUCGUUUUUGAAUCGGCAGUCUAGUGUUUCGAUAUCUAGGGAUCUGAGCAAAAAAACUGUUGAUGAGGUGUGGAAAGAUAUUCAGCUGGAGCAGAAAAGGAGCAGUCUUGAUAGGAAUUUCAAUCUCGGAGAAAUGACGUUGGAGGAUUUCUUGGUUAAGGCCGGGGUUGAUCUGAUUGGGUUGCUUCAGCAAGAUCAAUGGACGAGUUACCCGAUCUCUGGAGUUGCUCCUCAGCAGCAGCAGCAGCAACAAAGUAUGAUGCCUGUUUACAUGCCGUGCCAUGCAAUCCAGCAGCCUAUGCCCCUCGGUGGCAACUCUGUCUUGGACACUGCUUAUCCGGAAACCCUGUUAAUGUCAUCUUCCCCACUGAUGGGCACAUCGUCGGACACCCAAACAAUAAGACGGAAGAGGGUUCCCUCAGAUGAUAUAGCUGAGAAAGGUGUUGAAAGGCGGCAGAAGAGGAUGAUAAAGAACAGGGAAUCUGCAGCACGUUCACGAGCUAGGAAGCAGGCCUACACCCAUGAACUCGAAAACAAGAUAUCAUGCCUAGAGGAGGAGAAUGAAAUGCUCAAGAAACAACAGGAAUGGGAGAAGGUGCUACCGAGCAUACCACCACCACAGCCAAAGUUUCAGCUGCGUCGAACAAGCUCAGCUCCCAUGUGAAGAUAAUGUAGAUUGUUCGCUCGCUUUUUUUCUUCUUCUUUUAUUUAGUUAAGAUUAAGAUUAGCUAGUGUUAGAUGACAGACAGACAGACAGCCUGAGGAUAUGACCUCGGUCUCCACCUGGACCUCGAUAUCUGUGGCUUGAACAUCCUCUUGCUGUCUUUGAUGUACAUUUUUAUAGUUCUACAACCAACCUGCGAUUAUAUAAAAACCUUGUCAUGUUUUGAGUA
Molecule: messenger RNA, 1572 nt
Organism: Salvia splendens (bonfire salvia)
Lineage: Eukaryota; Viridiplantae; Streptophyta; Magnoliopsida; Lamiales; Lamiaceae
Product: ABSCISIC ACID-INSENSITIVE 5-like protein 2
Exons: 4
Coding region: 420-1343 (307 amino acids)
Biological process (GO): positive regulation of DNA-templated transcription
Cellular component (GO): nucleus
Molecular function (GO): DNA-binding transcription factor activity
Source: RefSeq, a predicted model, not a curated record